Messenger RNA from Toxotes jaculatrix (banded archerfish), 1800 nucleotides. RefSeq names its product VPS28 subunit of ESCRT-I (gene vps28). The record is from RefSeq and is a predicted model, not a curated record. Gene Ontology annotation, molecular function: protein-containing complex binding. Bases 77 to 748 code for a protein of 223 amino acids. Gene Ontology annotation, cellular component: ESCRT I complex. Gene Ontology annotation, biological process: protein transport to vacuole involved in ubiquitin-dependent protein catabolic process via the multivesicular body sorting pathway. NCBI's taxonomy places the organism in Eukaryota, Metazoa, Chordata, Actinopteri, Toxotidae. The transcript is spliced from 10 exons.
GUCCUCGGAGGAGGGUGUGUUUACAUUUACGUCACAGCCGUUUGCCGAGAGGAUAAAGUUCUGAUACAUCGGCAUCAUGUUCCAUGGGAUACCAGUUACAGGAGGUGUAGGAGGAGCUCCAGCCAAUAAACCCGAGCUGUAUGAGGAGGUGAAAUUGUACAAAAAUGCAAGGGAACGAGAGAAGUAUGAUAACAUGGCAGAGUUGUUUGCUGUCGUCAAGACCCUGCAGGCCCUGGAGAAGGCUUACAUCAAAGACUGCGUCACACCUAAUGAGUACACUGCUUCCUGUUCCAGACUCUUGGUUCAGUAUAAGGCUGCUUUCAAACAGGUGCAGGGCUCUGACGUGGGCUCCAUCGACGACUUCUGCAGGAAGUACAGACUUGACUGCCCACUAGCCAUGGAAAGGAUUAAGGAGGAUCGGCCAAUCACCAUUAAGGAUGACAAGGGAAACCUGAACCGCUGCAUUGCAGAUAUUGUUUCUCUCUUCAUCACUGUGAUGGACAAGCUGAGACUGGAGAUCAGGGCCAUGGAUGAGAUUCAGCCAGAUCUAAGGGAGCUGAUGGAAACCAUGAACAGAAUGAGCAACAUGCCUCCAGACUCAGAGGCUAAGGAUAAAGUCAACCUCUGGUUGACCACCCUCAGCAGCAUGUCAGCCUCAGAUGAACUGGAUGAUAAUCAGGUGCGCCAGAUGCUGUUUGACCUGGAGUCGGCCUACAAUGCCUUCAACCGCUUCCUCCACUCCUCCUAAAACAUCUCUCCAUCAUAGAUCCAUCUGUCUGAAAUUCUGGCUCUUAAUACCUAUUAAGUUAAAAUAAACAUUCUCCUUUCUCUUUUGGUUAUUUGUAGGGCGUGGAUUUAAGUCUAGGGACAGGUUUUCUCUCUCCUGCUUCCCCAAUUAUCACUUUUCCAACUCUACAUUUGUUCCCUAUGUACUUAUUCAUGCUGUGUCCAGUUCAAACUUCACUGCCUUUUAGCGUAUACUCCACUGUUUGUUGUACAUUGUGCUGCCUGUAGCCUUGCCCACUGGGCUUUUCCUGUGCUGUGAGAUCCUCCAUUGGCCUGUUUUCUAGCCAAACAUGUGUGAUAAACCCUUAAACACUGGCUAUUUUGAUCUUGACAAAACAGUUUACUUCUAACUUUGUACUGUAAUUUCAAAAAAGGUCUAAUUUUAUACUUAGGUUUUGCAGAGCACCAACAUAGAAGCAUGAAUCAGUGAUAUUGGGCAAAUUCUGCACAUGAAAAAAUGGUUGCAACAGCCAAAGUCUUUGUAUUAUUGGAGAGAUGAAUAUAUAUAUUUUUCUUUUUGGUACCCUAAAUAUAUCCACUAGCUACCACCUGGGGACAUUUGUUCUGUGUACCAUGAUUGUUUAAUAUUACACAUGUUUUUACUGUAGAAUCCCACAAUAGAGUUUGUCAAUAGCGUAAAAGAAGCUGAAAAUUAUCUGAUAACAUGCAGCAGAAGUAAUUGUUUGGACUCUGAAGAUGAUUAGAUUGCACUUCAAAUUAAUCAUUAUGUUGAAACUAUGGUGGAAGGAAAUGGUUUUGUUUUUUCGCCUACAUUUUGUCUUUAACAUGCCUAAUCCAUAUUUCCCUUAGAAGUGAAGGUUUGGCCACAUUGAGUGGGCAAAAGAGAGGUGGACACACCCCCUCCUUAUUUUGCUUACUAAAUAUGUUUCAACCCUCGAACACCAUUAGGGAGAACAUAUUUAUUAAGAUAUAUCAAUGUAAAUAAUAGUUUUGAUUUUUAAAUAAAAGCAUGUAACAUCUUUUUAGAAAUAAAGCUGAAAAAUCUAUCUCCAA